UACUUGCCAUGUUGAUAGCAGCUUUGUUGGAGGGAGAAACCAGGCGCUUAUAUUCGUCUGCCUAAAAAUUUUUAACAAUUGUGGAUAUUAUAUACAUAGUGAAUAUAAUAAAUAUAUGCUGUGAAUAUCGUGCUAUUGUGAAAUAAAACAUGUUUCCUGAAAAUGCAAUGAUGGAUCCUGAGGCUUUGGCCAUAUAUCUUCAACAGAGAGGAGUUAAUGAGAACACAAUCAAUGUUUUAUUAAGUAUGUAUUAGUUUGGUGGGAUAGAAAAGUAACGUAAUAAUAUUGUUGUUUUUUUUAAGUCUUGUUAAGUUAUUUGAAUAUGUUUAAUGGUUGAUUAAUUUUAGGCUCCUAAACGAAAUAUUAUUUAAUUUUAGAUCUUGGCUUGUAAAUUUAUUUAAAUAUCUAUUGGUUGGUUAAUUUUAGGCUUGUAAACAAAGUGUCUCUUGUUAUUGUUUACAAUCAAACUGUGUCACCAAUGGAAGGCUACACUUGUUCAAUGUGCCAUAAAUUUAUUCCGAAUGGAUUGAAACAUUUCAUAGCGCAUAUAAGAUAUUCACAUAGUUUGUCAGUGUCAGCUCCCUAUAGUUUUGGAUAUCAAUGUGGACAGGAUGAAUGUCAAUGUAUGUUUAGAAAUUUCAAUAGUUUGAUUAGACAUCUUCGUGUUAAACAUCCAAUUGUAAGGAACAGAAAUAACGAGUCAUUUUUAUUUCAAAAUCAUAUGGAGGUAGACUCUAAUGAAGAUCCUGAGGAUAGUUAUUCUAGUGUGCCUGAGAGUAACAAUUCUAAAUAUGAAUUUCAAAAAGUGUUUAGUGUAUUAGGAGAGGCUGCAAAAAUGGUUGCUCAUCUUAGAUCAAACGCAUCUAUUACAGGGGCUAGUUUGACUCAAGCUUGUACGGCAGCAGAAGUUUUUGUUUAUAACAUUGCAAACUUUUUUCAGCAAGAAGUUAUGAAUUAUUUUUCAAGUAAGGGUAUAUCAUUAAAUCAGGCUGAUAUUCAGAAUUUACUCUCUAAGUUUAAGAUUUCUGCUCCUUUGAAUAAAUUUUCAUCCAUUAAAGAGCAACUGAAAGCUUUAAAAAUGUAUUAUAAAUUGGUAGACUUCGUUGAGAUUCCGCUUGGAGACCGUUGUGAAUCAGUGCUGAAUAGACAAUCUGGUGAAUACGAACCAAAGUUAGUUAUUGAAAGUUUUCAAUAUGUUCCAAUAAUUGAGAGUCUUAAAUUAAUACUUUCACAUCCACGUGUUAGAAAAUAUAUUGAAGAAGAAUCUUCUUCUUUAGAUGGAUUUAUGAGAGGUUUCAGAGAUGGGGAAAGCUUAAAAAAAAAUUCAUUUUUUCAGAAAUAUCCACAAGCAUUAAGAAUCCAAUUAUAUUAUGAUGAUAUAGUUGUCAACAAUCCUCUAGGAAGUAAAACAUCAGCUCACAAAUUAGGAGCAUUUUACUUCACUAUUCAAAAUUUGCCUCCUUAUUUGCAAUCAUUUAUGGGAGCAGUUAGUUCAAGUUUUUGGAUUUUGUUACACAGUUGUUGUUACUAAAUAUGGUUUUAAGGAAAUUUUUAGUCCAUUUCUUGAUGAUUUAAACAAGUUGGAAAGUGAAGAAGGAGUUAUGGUAAGUUUUGAUGGAGAACCGUUUGUAUUGAAGGCCACCAUAGCUUGUGUAGUUGCUGAUGGUUUAGCUGCACAUCAGAUGUUCGGAUUCUUGGGUCCUUCUGCUAACCACUUCUGUCGUUUAUGCAUGAUACAUAGGUCUGAUCUCCUUAAAGGAAGAGUAGAAAUUAAAAUUUCAAGAACGAAAGAAUUGUAUGAUGAACAAGUACGGAAAGUCAAAUCAAAGUUAUUGACCGAUACUGAAACGGGUUUAAAAGAAAAUAGUGCAUUACAUAGAAGUCGUUUCUGGCACUGCGCAGAGAAUUUCGUUUUUGAUUCAAUGUAUGACAUUUGGCAAGGUAUUGCAUCUGUAGUUCUUGAGUACGUAAUCAAACAUUUUAUUAAGAGAGAAAA
Molecule: messenger RNA, 1996 nt
Organism: Formica exsecta
Lineage: Eukaryota; Metazoa; Arthropoda; Insecta; Hymenoptera; Formicidae
Exons: 2
Coding region: 479-1531 (350 amino acids)
Source: RefSeq, a predicted model, not a curated record